This is a messenger RNA of Lingula anatina, 2840 nucleotides long. Its product is annotated as carbohydrate sulfotransferase 11-like. Gene Ontology annotation, molecular function: sulfotransferase activity. Gene Ontology annotation, cellular component: membrane. Gene Ontology annotation, biological process: carbohydrate biosynthetic process. The record is from RefSeq and is a predicted model, not a curated record. Lineage: Eukaryota; Metazoa; Brachiopoda; Lingulata; Lingulida; Lingulidae.
AUUAUGUAGCACAAAUGUUAUGUUCAACUAUUUUUUGGGGGGUCAUUAAAUCCAGAAGCCAUGGACUCCACAUUCUAAGGUGAAAUUUGUUCAAAUUGAGAACAGCUCCUAGGCAUUCCUGUCCAUGAUUACAUUGUUAAAAGAAAGGUAUUAGAAGCCAAAAUGUGAUAAAUUUGUGAAUUUGAAACCAAAGCUAAAUUUCAUACUUUUAUACCUCCCUAAUGAAACGCUUGAACUAUGCCAAAUGUGAAAUGACUGCAAGACCACAACAGUCACUCAAUCAAUGCUGUUUUGGCCAGCAUUGUCCAUGCACAUGGUCAGUAUUUAAAGGACAGUGGGCAUUGGUCAUUCCUUGGGUCAGUUUGAGCCAGGUGCAGAUUAGUGGACAGUCUCCCUGCUUCCGUUCUUUUAUGAUGUAUUUGGCUACUACAUAUAACCCACUUAUUGAUAAUCAUUUAUGAAAAGUUAAGAAAAAAAUUAUACAUGUAUCUGUAUAAAACUUAGGUUUUGUAUGCCAUUAAUAUAGGUGCUUGGUGAGGUCUAUUAUGGUAUAAUAAUGCAUGCUGUAGAAAUAUUGUAAUCUUAGCUUAAAUUUGUUACUGAAUUGUUUGUUACUUAUUCAGUCUGUUAGCAUUCACAGGAAUUCCAUACACUUCUCGAUGCCAUUCCAAAAAGUAAGCAGACAUGAUAAUACCAUUCCAGGCCCACAUAGUUGUAUAUGACAAUAACAAGGGAACAUAAUUGCAGAAUUCCAGUCAUCAAUUGGUUUAUAUUGUUGGUCUUUUAGAUGUUGUUGUUGAAAAGUGGUAUUCCUAUUUUUGCCAUGAGGAUUGAAUACAUUUUGGUUGGUUGAAAGUUGUUUGGUGCUAAUGGUACAGCAUGAUGAUAUAGGUUUAAAAAUUGCUUACCACAUUUUUUGUCUUUUGUCCAUUUUUGCUCUUGUAACUGAUGGUGUAAUUGAGAUAUUGUUUUGAUUUUCAGAAGAUGUUUCUUAUUAUUGAAGUUGAUCUUUUCCUCAUUAAAAUUUACACCUUUGUAAAUUUUUAAUUUUCAAGAUGUCUGAAAUUUUGAUACCCACUGAUGAUGCCAUAUGGCAUCCAGCUUAGACGUUAAAUAUUUAGACUAAAUGAUAUAGUGCUUUAUUUAGUGCCUAGUAACUUUUUAUUGUUUACGUAUUAGAUUAAUAUGCUUAACUAAUAUAAAUAUUCUGUAAAGUGGUUGGAAUAAUAUUAAAGCUGAGACCCAUGGGUAUACUAUCCAGUACACAGAAAAUGUUAAAAUGAUAUCACAUCACAUCUUAUUUUGUGAGUUUUUUAAAAGAAAUCCUCAGUUUAGAAUUGUCAUCAAAGGUCUUUUCACACCAAGUAUCAUAUAUCUUUGUGGUAUAGCUUAGAGAUUCUUCCCUGUUGAUCACACUUCAGGUUAUUGCAAUCCCUUUCCCAGUGUCGCUUUCCUGCUGUUUUAUUGGAAGUUGAUAAAUUGACUUAUGUCGAGCGCCAGGGCUUCGUUAAGGUCAACCCGUACAUAAUAUUCAGGCUAUAAACCUGACAAUCUAUUCAAAACAUAGCUUCGUUUGGGUCAACCCUUACAUAAUAUUCAGGCUAUUAACUUGACAAUCUAUUCAAAACAUAAAAGUACAGCUGUAUUGCAAAGAUUUAAUGUUUCGUGUGAUUUUUUUCAGUGAAAACCAGAGACCUGAAAAUAUUCUAUUUGAUCAGUAGAAUUAGUACGAGUUCUGUUUAACCAUUGGUGGGACAAAAAACAAAACACCAAAAAUAAUUAUGCAAUUCUGCAUACUAAGGUUUGGCGUUCCAUGGAAGGGAAUUAUUCAUACCAUGCAAGGUGUCUGGGCAAGAUGGAGGCAACGUCCAACCCAUAAUGACGGACGAAUGGAUCAGAACCAUUGCAUUCAGAAAACAGCGUGUAAAAUGGGCAUGUCAAAAACAUGGAACAGGUGCUCGAUCGCUGAAAGACCCACCUUUGAGUGAGGAGAAGAAAUAUAUCUGGGUGAGCGACGCCUUGCAGCUCGUCUUUUGCGAAGUCCCAAAGGCGGCAAGUACAAGUUGGAAAAAGUCCAUAUUACAAGCCCUUGGAGUUUAUAGGGAGAUAUCAUCCCUUAAUGUUCAUGCUUUCGACUUUCCAAAGUACCUGCGCCGGCUUGACACAUAUUCUACAAACGAAACGGAGUAUCGUUUGAAGAACUAUCUCAAGUUUUUUGUUCUCCGACAUCCUGCAGACAGACUGGUGUCUGCUUACAGAUCCAAAAUCGAGGUGUGGUGGCCCGGGAAACCCAGGGCUCUUGCAACCGUUGGGAAUUACGUAAGAAAGCAUUACCAGAACUUGCCAGAAAUCUACCCCACGGACGUUCCAUUUAAUGAUUCUGAACUGGUCAGGUACAUUGAAGAAAAGAACAAAACUGGGGAAGAAUUGUGGCGCAAUAGCCAUGUAUCUAAUGUCACAUUUCGCGAUUUCAUACGUUACAUUGGCGACCAUCCGGUGACUACAGAUAAACACUGGACUCCUGCAUCACGUCUGUGUCACCCGUGCUUUAUUGACUACGACGUCGUCGCGUACGCUGAAACGUUGACGACUGAUGCGGCCAACAUUCUUCAACUCAUCGAAGCCGACACCACUUUGAAAUUUCCUGACAGCAACAGACAACCAUGCCCUCAAUGCUUGAGAACGUCAAAAAUGUUCGAACCUGUCUCAGAAGAAGAAAUGAGUCGCAUAAGGGAGAUAUACGAAUUGGACUGGGCGAUGCGUGUAGGAGAAACAGAUAUUGAAAAAUCACCUUGAUAUUUUCGAGAUUUAUUGAGCACACAGUGUUAUUGUUGCGAAAC